Manis pentadactyla (Chinese pangolin) is the source of this 7691-nucleotide messenger RNA. RefSeq names its product zinc finger protein 646 (gene ZNF646). Gene Ontology annotation, biological process: regulation of transcription by RNA polymerase II. The record is from RefSeq and is a predicted model, not a curated record. NCBI's taxonomy places the organism in Eukaryota, Metazoa, Chordata, Mammalia, Pholidota, Manidae. Gene Ontology annotation, cellular component: nucleus. Gene Ontology annotation, molecular function: DNA-binding transcription factor activity, RNA polymerase II-specific; RNA polymerase II transcription regulatory region sequence-specific DNA binding.
AGAGCCUCGUUUUAGCUAUUAAUCACUUAGCGCCGAAAGUGUUCCUGGGUAGAACUGCCGCUUGGAGGCGGGACAGGAAGUGUUCUCCAGAAGGAGGUUUCGUGGGGAAGCUUUUGCGGCUAGGACACUUCCUGUAAUCUAGUAACAAUAGGAAGUGUCCGCGGAGCCGGAGGUAGACUCCCGGCUCAUGUAAGCUGCGGCCUUUUUCUUCUGUCUCCUUCUCCCCCUUCUCAUGGCCCUCUUUCCCUCUCCUCCUGCUUCCCAGGAUCCCUGGCGGAGUGUGUGUGUGUGUGGGAGCGCGAGAGUCCCCACCAGGCACCCAUUGGGACGCGCGGCUGCAGUUAGGGCCUUGGCCCCACCACCAGAGGAAGAUGUUGCCACCUGCCUGCUCCUCCUGAACUUACAGGCUUUUGCCAUACUUCCCCAUGGAGGACACACCCACCUCACUCAGCUGUUCUGACUGUCAGUGCCAUUUUCCUAGCCUUCUGGAACUGUCACAGCACUGUGAACUGCUCCAUCCAUCUUCCAGCCAGGACAGUGGGGAGGCUGAGAGUAUCCCUCGGCCCUACCGCUGCCAGCAGUGUGGACGGGGCUACCGUCACCCAGGGAGCUUGGUCAACCACCGCCGGACCCACGAGACUGGCCUUUUCCCAUGUACCACCUGUGGCAAAGACUUCACCAAUCCCAUGGCCCUCCAGGGCCACAUGAAGACUCAUGCUCCUGAGGGCCACCCCAGGCACAGGCCCCCUGGCCGCAAGGAAACCACUCCAUGCCUCCAGGGGGAGACAGUGUCCACUGACUCCUGGGGCCUGAGGCUUGGCCCUGGGGAAAGCUGGGAAAAUGAGAAAAAACAUGCUGAAGAGACACCUGGCAGUGAGUCUGGGCCUGACCCUAGGGUAGCUCUGAACACUUGGGAAGAUCCACCCACCAGACAAAGAGAAGGCUGGGUUAGCCAGCCAGAUCCUGAGGUGGGUGCAGAGGGCUUGGGACCAACCACCAACUCUACCGGAGCCCCACUGCUCCUCACCCCAGCCAACAGCCUCCUUAGCAAUUUAGAACAAUAUUUGGCUGAAUCAGUAGUGAAUUUCACAGGGGGCCAGGAGUCCACCCAGUCCCCUCCAACUGAGGAGGAACGGCGGUACAAGUGUACUCAAUGUGGCAAGACUUACAAGCAUGCUGGGAGCCUCACCAACCACCGCCAGAGCCACACACUGGGCAUCUACCCUUGUGCUAUCUGCUUCAAGGAGUUCUCUAACCUCAUGGCUCUGAAGAACCACUCCCGACUCCAUGCUCAGUAUCGGCCUUAUCAGUGUCCCCAUUGCCCCCAUGCCUUUCGGCUCCCUCGAGAGCUGCUGGAACACCAGCAAUCCCAUGAGGGUGAAAGGCAGGAGAGGCUAUGGGAAGAGAAAGGGAUGCUCACCACCAAUGGGCACACAGAUAAGCACUGCCAAGACCAACUCCCUAAUACACAUAUACCGAAUGGCUCUGGGAACCUCAGCACCUCUGGGGAACUGGAGGACAGUGGCUUGGAAGAGUACCGGCCUUUCCGUUGUGGGGACUGUGGCCGUACUUACCGCCAUGCUGGGAGCCUCAUCAACCAUCGCAAGAGCCACCAGACAGGUGUCUACCCCUGUUCCAUCUGUUCCAAGCAGCUAUUCAAUGCAGCUGCCCUCAAAAACCAUGUGCGGGCUCAUCACAGACCCCGGCAAGGAGCUGGGGAAGAUGAGCAGCCCUCAGUGCCACCAGCUCCCCUGUGUCUGACUGAGAUUACCCAUAAAGAGAAGGAGAUUCCCACCACCCUGGACCACCGGCCCUAUAAGUGCAGUGAGUGUGGUCGGGCUUACCGACACCGGGGGAGCCUAGUGAACCACCGUCACAGCCAUAGGACAGGAGAGUACCAGUGUUCACUGUGUCCCCGGAAGUAUCCUAACCUAAUGGCCCUGCACAACCAUGUCCAGGUACAUUACAAGGCUGCUCAUUGCAACACAGGCCCAGAGGUUAAGGGUCCCCCCAGCCACCUCAAGGUGGAGCUCCCACCUAACUCAGUGGGAGCAGAAGCAGCCCCACAUACAGAACAAAGACGUAGUUGUGAACAUGAAGAGGAGGCCAUUAAUUCCCCUCCAGCAGCAGACAGUACAGCAUCACAGAUAUGUAGCACGUGUGGGAUGCUCUUUGAAGAUCCUGAGAGCCUUGGACAUCACAGCCAGACCCAUGGGGAAAGGGAAAACAGCAGGACAGAGACGAGGGUGUCACCUCCUCGGGCAUUUGCCUGCCAAGACUGUGGAAAGAGCUAUCGCCAUUCAGGCAGCCUUAUCAACCAUCGGCAGACCCAUCAGACUGGGGACUUCAGCUGUGGAGCUUGUGCCAAGCACUUCCACACCAUGGCUGCCAUGAAGAACCAUUUGCGCUGCCACAGUCCACGGUGGAGCAGGUGGUACUGGAGGCAGGCUGGCAGUGCGGGUUGUGAGGGAGAAGCCAAGUGCCCAUCAGGAGAGAACUGGGCCCAGGAAUUGGAGGACAAAGAGGGCCUGGACUGUUCUCAAGACCCUUCAGGGGAAAGUCCUAGUGGAGCUGAAGGCAACUUGGAAAGUGAAGGGGGCUCUUUGCAGGCUGAAGUUGAAAGGGACAAAUGUGGACUUGAGAGGCAUAAGGCCUGUUUCCAGGGUGAUAAAGCAAGCAGAACCACUGAGGAAGGGCUCGAAAAGAAGGAGGCCUGUUUCCUUGACAACUUUGACUUCCCAGGCAAUGAGGAAAGCAGUGGGACUCGCUUCGAUGAUGGCCUCCCUGGGGUGGAUAAAGACCAGAAACCAGCUGCUGGCCAGCUCAGCUCCUCUUCCCAUGCUACUGAAGCCGUCACUGGCUGUCAGGCUGAGGUCUCAUACACGUGUCCUGACUGUGGGCAUUCUUUUCCCCGCGCCACAGGCCUGAGCCACCAGCCCUGCCACCCACCAGGCAUCUAUCAGUGUUCCCUCUGCCCAAAGGAGUUUGACUCUCUGCCUGCCCUACGCAGCCACUUUCAGAACCAUGGGCCUGGGGAGGCAGCCUCAGCACAGCCUUUCCUCUGCUGCCUCUGUGGCAUGAUCUUCCCUGGGAGGGCUGGCUAUAGGCUUCACCGGCGCCAGGCUCAUGACUCCUCUGGCAUGACUGAGGGCUCGGAGGAGGAGGGGGAAGAGGAAGGGGCAACAGGGGCAGCUUCCACCCACAGCCCCACACUGCAGCCAUCAGAGGCAGAACUGCUGAAUCAGCUGCAGCGGGAGGUGGAGGCACUAGAUGGAGCAGGUUAUGGACACAUUUGUGGUUGCUGUGGUCAGACCUAUGAUGACCUGGGGAGUCUGGAGCGUCACCACCAAAGUCAGAGUUCUGGGAACACCACAGACAAGGCUCCCAGCCACCUUGGAGAGUCAGGUGAUGCCACCAGAAUGGCUGCAGAUGGUGUCUUUGAGGGCACAGUGACCUCUCUGUCUGGGGAGGGUGGAGACACAAAGUCUGGAGUGGUUGUAGGUGCCAUGGUUGUAGACACCCUUUGUAUGCAGGGUAGGGAAAGUUCUCUGGAGACUCAGCCCCGCCCCUUCCGUUGCAACCAGUGCGGCAAGACCUAUCGCCAUGGGGGCAGCCUGGUGAACCACCGCAAGAUCCACCAGACCGGAGACUUCAUCUGCCCCGUCUGCUCUCGCUGCUACCCAAACCUGGCUGCCUACCGUAAUCAUCUGAGAAACCACCCACGCUGCAAAGGGUCUGAGCCCCAGGGGAGUGCCACCUCAGAGGCAGGAGGCAGCAGUAAGCCCCAGAACCUGGCAGGAGAGGGGUUGGUGCAGUCAGAAGAGGGGAAGUUCCAGGCAGAGCUUAAAGCAGAGCCCCUGGAGGAGGUGGCAAAUACGAAAGAAGAGGUAUGGAAGGAGAUUCCUGUGAAGGGGGAGGAGGUGGAGCCAAGGUUAGAGACUGCAGAGAAGGGCUGCCAGACUGAGGCUAGCUCUGAGCGGCCCUUCAGCUGUGAGGUAUGUGGCCGGUCGUACAAACAUGCCGGCAGCCUCAUCAAUCACCGGCAGAGCCACCAGAUUGGCCACUUUGGCUGCCAAGCCUGCUCCAAAGGCUUCUCCAACCUCAUGUCCCUCAAGAACCAUCGACGUAUCCAUGCAGAUCCCCGACGCUUUCGCUGCAGUGAGUGUGGCAAGGCCUUCCGCCUGCGGAAACAGCUGACCAGCCACCAGCGGGUCCAUGCUGAGCGGGGUGGGGGUGGGGGCACCCGAAAGCUGACCCGGGAAGAUCGGCCCUUCCGGUGUGGGCAGUGUGAGCGGACCUACCGCCACGUAGGCAGCCUUCUGAACCACCGGCGCAGCCAUGAGACAGGCCAAUACAGCUGUCCAACCUGGCCUAAGACCUACUCCAACCACAUCAUUCUAAAGGACCACCAGAGGCUGCACUCAAAGAGCCACAAGUGGCGAGCAGGGCGAUCCUGGCAGGCAGCUAUGUGCUGUGCCCUCUGUGGCCAGGGCUUCCCUGGCCAGGGAUCUCUGGAGCGGCACCUGAGAGACCAUGAGGAGACUGAAAGUAGUCAGGGAGGCCCUGAGGGCAGUGAGGGGUACCUGAUUAAUGAUCAGAGACCACAGGACAGAUCAGGUGGUACUGAGUCAGUACCCCAGCUGGAAGAUGGAGCCAUGAGUUCCAGGGAGCAGAGUCAGAGUCCCAUCAGGGCAGCAGGUUCAGAAGCCACAGAGUCGGUGUUCCAGGGCAUGGGGAAAGUAGGUGGGUGGCAAGGAGAUGGGGGACCAGUGAAUCAUAAAGAUUGGGUUCCUGAGGUACUGACCAAGCCAGAUGAGUCAGAAGUCAAUGUUCCCAGGAGUCUGUGCCACAUUGGCAACAGCCAGCUCAGACCUAGUCUGUAUCACAUGGAUAGCUGGGAUAGUGGAAACACCAGCCCUCAGCUCCAGCUGAGCCACCCCUUUUCCUGCAGCCAUUGUGGCAAGACCAACUGCCAAUUGGAAGGCCUCUUAAACCACAACAACACCCACAAGAGAGACCACCACUAUUGCCUGCUCUGCUGCAAGGAGUUCUUGAAUUAUGUGGCCACUAAGAGCCACACAGCUGCCCAGACCUUUGCCUGCUCUGACUGUGGAAAGGCCUUUCAGUCCUGCCAGGAACUAGCCAGCCACCUGCAGACUCACGCCAGGGGCCUCAGUCAGAUGCCACCCCAGGUAGAAGAGGCCACAGGUUCCAAAGCUGGGACUGUGGAGGAUAAAAUAGAUCUCCCUGGCCAAGGGAAAUCCCAGAGGGCCCUGUCAGAACUCUCCAGAACCCCAGGAAAGAGUGCUGGGAGAGCUAACGGAGGGCAAGGAGGAAAGUCCACAGUGGCUGAAGACGAGGAGUGACCCUUCCGUUGUGCCCAGUGUGGGCGUUCCUAUCACCAUGCCGGUAGCCUGCUGAACCACCAGAAGGCCCACAGCACUGGGCUUUACCCUUGCUUCCUCUACCCCAAACUUCUCCCCAACCUACUGCCCCUUAAGAACCAUGACAGAACCCAUACGGACCCCAAAUGCCACUGCUGUGACAUCUGUGGCAAGGCCUUCCUAACAGCUGCCUGGCUGGAGGGCCAUGGGCAUGUCCAUGCACCCCGGGAGGGACCUUUCAGCUGCCCCCAAUGUCCCCCCCACUUCUGCUGCCAAGCCAGCUUCCUGCAGCACCAACAACGGCACUGGGAGGCGUGGACGGUGAGCAGCUCUGGUUAUGGGGCAUGGAUGGGCUUGUGUGGAGGAUUCAGGGCCCCAGAAGAGGUGGGCAUGUGGUGGAGGGAAGGCCUGUUCCCAGAUGGGUAGGGGAGCAAGGAGUGAAUGGAGGACCACAUGGAUUCCCAGAGAGGGCUCAGAGCUUGGAUAUGGAGCGAGAAAGUGGUUGGAGGGUGCUGCCUUUUGGGCUGCUGAGAUCUGCAUCCCUGGGUCAGGUAGGUGGCGUAGUGGGCAGGGGUGGGGUGUGGAGUGGGCACAGGCAGGGGCAGCUCUCUGGGCUCCUGUGCCAAAGCCACAGAGGAAUAGUCUUUUUGGGGAGGGGAGGUACCUCUGACAUCUGGAAACCCUCCUAAACCAGCCAGUGAUGAUUUCCAGAGAAAAAGGUGGUCUAGGUUCUGCUCUUACCUGUAGUAGGCAGAGAGCCAGAGAAUGAGGAUUGGGACAUGGGAGGCACCCCAAGACUGGACCGUUUUGUAGCUUCAUUGCUGACCUGGCCAGGGAAACUGGGUCUCUGGUUGGCAUCCAGCUCCCUGUCCAUCUUCCCCUGUGCUGUCUCUCUUGUUCUUCCUUCUCUUUUCUUGGAAACUACUUUUUCUAUCAGUAUUGCCCCAUGUCUCUUCUUCCCUCUAGUUAACCCUUUCUCCCUCUGCAGUAUAUCUCUUUUAGGACCCAGCCAAACCAACUUUUCCACCUACAUACCCCGCUGCCCACCAGUGCCCUUUAACUGGAGAACUGAGUCACACAUAAUUGUUCCUUUGAUGCCAGGCCCAACUAUAGCAACAACAGUCUUUAGCCCCUAUUUCCUGGCCUCUAUCAGGAUAGUCUUCAUGGAAAGUCACCUUGCCUAGCCCUGCUGGAGAUGAGGCUAUAGAGGAGUGGGGCAGCCUGUUCCCUCAGCAGGCCCUGGAUGUGUGCCCUGUACCUGCUGUAAUCAGUAGCCCUUCUCCCAGGGCCCAUUGCAUUUAGUGGCCACCAGUGUGGGUGUCCCUGAGAUGGUGAACCCUUGACCAGAGAUUGUCUGGGAAGGAGGGGGUGGUGGGUGAGAGUCUCCUGAGAGACCUGACAAGAUGGCUUUCUGCAUAAAAGAUUUUGUGUGACCUUUAGGGAAUGAGCAAAGAGCCAAUUAGCCAGGUCUGGGAAAAUGAAUGGGAGUUCUCACAUAGGCCUCUGGGGCCAUGGGCUCGGGGGAUGGCCUAUAGGGCUGGGGAAGUAGGGGACAAGCUGUGUGGAGUUUGCCCCCUCAGUGACCUCUCUCUCUCCCCAGGAGCCCCAAAAGCACCAGCAGCAGGCAGACGGGACGUGUCAUUUCCUCCUCCAUCCCCCUCAGCCCCACUCCUGGACCUUUCACCCCAAUGGCCUGCAGACCUCAGCUUCUCCCUCUGAAGUUCAAGUCUCCAAAGAUCACCACACUGGGUAGUGGGGCGGGUUGCAAGGAAAAGUUUGAUAUCCAUGUUUUGCUCAGGAGUACUUUGGCGUCCCCAUCUCUUGUUCUUCUCUCCUAUGAGGAGGACCCAAAUCUGGCUUCUUCAAGAAGGGGGUGAGGUGUUCCUCAUGUCCCUGACCUUGAAAGACCUCCUUCCCCCAGCCUUUGUCACCAUGGUCUUCUGUGUGACUAGCCCUGUAAGAAAUCUGGUGCCAGGCUCUGCCAUGAUGCUGGGCCACCCUCACCAGCCAGAUUCCAACAUCAGGGAGAGGCAGAUUCAGAGAGAGCCACAGGUGGGACUGUUGCCUGUGGGAGGGGAGCCUUUUGCUACAAUUUGUAACUUAUUUUCUAAAGUCUAUUUUGUAACAAUUUAUUUAAGUUUUAAAGGAAAAUUGCUCCCCGCCAAAAAAGAAAUUUCCAAAGUACAAGGCUGGUGUGAUUCUAUCUGAGGGGAAGAAGAGGGAAAGCUGGGGAUGUCCUUGUUGGGCAGCAGAGCUGGGUAUGAGGAAGCAUCCACAGGCAUUAUCUCCCUGUCCUUCAGGGUGGGG